CAUUAUACACUCACAACACUCCAGGACCACCACGCGGUGCAUCCCAAUGGCUCCAGGUUUCCACUUAUUACAAGAGGCCAAAAAAGCACAGCUGGGUGGACUGAAAAAAAACAAGAUAAGGAAGCCGGUCAUUGAGAAGAUGAGGAGAGAUCGCAUCAAUAACAGCAUCGAACAGCUCAGAAUAUUACUGGACAAAGACAUCCAGACGCACCACCAGCACUCCAAACUAGAGAAAGCAGAUAUUCUGGAAAUGGCAGUAAAAUAUCUCCAGCAACAGAGACUGCACAGUAUGAAUGAUCCCCAGAACGCACAGGACUUAUAUUACCAAGGAUACUACAUGUGUCUCAAAGAGACAAUGAGAUUUCUGCAGAACCCAGAGCAAACACAAGGGAAAAUACUCAGACACAUUACCAGGUAUCAAAGCGAAACACUCACUGAGUACAAUCCCCACUACUGCCCUGCCUCACUGCAUAGAGAUACCUGUAAUACCCCAGAAGGUAACACAGAGAUAUGGAGGCCUUGGUAGCCCAAUAUUAUGACACAG
Pseudophryne corroboree (corroboree frog) is the source of this 544-nucleotide messenger RNA. Its product is annotated as transcription factor HES-5-like. Bases 47 to 526 code for a protein of 159 amino acids. The transcript has 3 exons. Gene Ontology annotation, cellular component: nucleus. Gene Ontology annotation, molecular function: protein dimerization activity; DNA-binding transcription factor activity, RNA polymerase II-specific; RNA polymerase II cis-regulatory region sequence-specific DNA binding. Lineage: Eukaryota; Metazoa; Chordata; Amphibia; Anura; Myobatrachidae. Gene Ontology annotation, biological process: regulation of neurogenesis; anterior/posterior pattern specification; regulation of transcription by RNA polymerase II. The record is from RefSeq and is a predicted model, not a curated record.